AUGGAUACAACCAAAAUAUUGCUGUGUAGGUAUGUAUCGCAGGUUCUUGUUGUGAGGAUAGCUGGUGGCAUUCGAUUGGAGCAUGUUUUAAGAAAGAUUUGUGAUAGAUGGAACAACUUAUGCAUUGGUAGUUUCUCAUUGUCAUAUGUGUUGGAUGGGAGUGAUUGUGAGCUUGACAAUGAAGAAUCUUUUGAUAAUAUAUUGUAUUUGUAUCCUACUACUGAUAGAAUAGAUGCUAAGGUUGAGGUGAUUAAAUCUUGUAGUGGACAAACGGUUGGAAGUAUUAGUAGUGGAGUAGAAGUUGGUAGUUCUAGUGGUGUUGUCGCUGUUGUUGAAAGAGAAGAACCUUUGGAGGAAUUUUGUCGCCAUGCUGAAACUAGGUACUUGACAACGGGUUGGGCCAACUUGAUAUAUGAGGUUGGGCAAGUAUUUACUGGUGGUGUGAAGGAGUUUAGGGCAACUUUGCAGCGAUAUGCUAUUGAAAAUGGUUUUAUGUAUGAUCUUGUUAAAAAUGACAAGUAUCGUGUGACUGCAAAGUGUUCGAUUUCUAGCUGUGGAUGGUAUGUGCAUGCCAUUUUGGAUCGCUCAAGCAGAGAGUUUUGGAUUAAGAAAUUGGUAAACGAGCAUGAUUGUGGUUCAACCUAUCGAACGAAUAAACAUAAACGGGUGACAUCUAGUUUAGUUGCUAGUGAGGUUACUAGUAUGGUUCAGAAAAAGAAUAACACAUCACCUAUGGAUCUGUUGGAUUUGUUUCUGGACAAGUACGGUUUGGAUUUAUCAUACCACCAUGCAUGGUUAGGAGUGGAGAAGGCUAGGGGGGAAAUAUUUGGAGACUAUGAAAGUUCAUUUGAUAAGUUGAGGUGGUAUGUUGAAGCUACCAAAAUUGCAAAUCCAGGGAGCUUAUUAAAGCUUGAAGUUGAUCCUGUCAGCAAGGAAUUCUCGAGGCUCUUUAUGUCAUUCAAUGCAUGUAUCACAGGGUUUAAUCAUUGUCGACCAUUCCUUUGCCUUGAUGGGACACAUCUCAAAGGCAGAUUCAAGGGGUGUCUUCUUGCUGCCACAGGAAAAGAUGCAGAUCAAGAUACUUUUUUUUUAUUUCCCCUAGCGUUUGCUAUUGUGAAUGCAGAAAAUGAUUGUAAUUGGUUGUGGUUUCUUCGGAUUUUAAAGACUAUCUUGUCUACACGGCCUAUUACUUUCAUUAGUGAUCGCAACCAUGGUCUCGUGAGUAACAUACCAACUAUUUUUCCUGAUUAUCAUCAUGCUUACUGUUUGUAUCAUCUUCAAUUCAAUUUGAAGGAUCACUUCCCUGGACGGUUUCGACAGGGUUAUCGAAAUAGGUUGGUUAAAUUGUUUAAUGCUAUAGCUUAUGCUCCAUCGGUAUCAGCUUAUAUAAUAUGUGAGGCUAAGUUCUACGAGCAUGGGGGAGAUAAGGCCAAGACGUUUAUUGCAAGUGUUCCAAAAUAA
Messenger RNA from Rhododendron vialii, 1461 nucleotides. RefSeq lists its product as uncharacterized. The transcript has 2 exons. The record is from RefSeq and is a predicted model, not a curated record. The coding region runs from base 1 to 1461 and encodes 486 amino acids. Lineage: Eukaryota; Viridiplantae; Streptophyta; Magnoliopsida; Ericales; Ericaceae.